AUGACAUCAACAUCCCACGCGGAGCAUCUGCAGUACGCUCAACAUGGCCUUUCCGGCAAUCGAACCUCUCCUUCAGCUUCCCGCCCUAGCGAUGGAGGAAGAAAGAGUGUCCAUGUCCUGUCAGCUGAACCAUUAACGUCACCCUCUGGAGAUAACCUUGGAGGAGCGCUGCCUUCGUCGUCAUCGAGAGCAUCCUCGCGGCCUCCGCUCCCACGACCAAGAGCCGUUGCGCCUCCUGAAGGAGCGGGCCGCAUUGUCGUCGGUACAUCACCUGCGUCAUCUUCGACCAGUAGUACCAGGAGACCACCGCUGCCGCUGCCGGCUGACGUAUUUGUAGCACCCGGAACGGCCACACAAAAAGCUAUUUCAGAGCAACAGCCGUGGCGGUUAACGGACCAUGAGUAUGUCGACGGAAACCUCCGAGGAACAGAACCAUGCGAAAGAAAUACUAGGCAGCCUUCUGCAGAGUACAUUGAUCGGGUUUCUAGCUGCAGACGCAGCAGAAGCUCGGCUUCGCAGCGAAGAUAUAGCCAAAAAGCCCCUCCUGGCGCUCUACCUCCUCCACCGGUCGAGGACGAGAGUCACAAUGAUUCCGUUUCAGCAUCCUCAUCGCACCAACCAAGUUAUAGCGAUGUAAGAUGCGACCGCGACGAUCUCGUUUCACCUUUGAGUCGUUCGGCGAUAGAGCGGCAAUUGGCAUUUGGUCUCCAGGAUUCCUCGUUGUCGCUCACAGGUCCAAUGGCAUUCCCAGAGGCUGCCCAUCUACAAUCACCGCAGUUGCUUAAUCCUCACCAGGGAACCAGUGAGCAACCAGGAGCAAGGAGGACUGACCACGAUAGGUCAAGUCUGGAGAGACCUGCACUGGGACCUGGACCAAGCGCAGCAGAGCCAGCGGUCGACGGUGUAACUGCUGCUUCUUCCGGACAUCUGCUGUGCCCUUCGAAUGAAGAUGACGGUGGACCAGAGCAGCGUCAGAUGAAAGCACUGUAUCAGCCACGCCCGCCUCCACCGCGUCGCUCACGGCAAGAAGGCGCAGGGAAUGCCGGACUUGCGGAUCAAAAAGGCCUUGCCUCGGCAGGGUCAGAGAGUGAAGGUAAGAGUGAAACUGAAGCUUGUGCUACUGUAAGAGCUAUUGCGUGCUCCACAAGUCAGAUGUCUCAGUCCGCGUCUGGUCACACAGUUGACUCCGAUAACUCGUCAACACAAAAGGCUGGCUCGAAGAAACAUGGGAAUGCUAGCAGUGUCGCUGGCAUGCACGAUUGCGAGUUCGUUUCGCCAGCUUCUGUUCGCCCUAUGCGAAACGACCUUGCUGGCGACGAAAAUUCAACGACAACCGAACUAGGGCUGGGAGCAGACGGCGCUGACUCUACUAGUUCUACUACGUAUUACCAGUCUUCAGACGCGUGUCCAACUCCUGCUUUGGCUUUAUCGUCAUCUAGCUCUGAGACCGAGACCGGAAUUGCCACGGUGGAUACUCUUCCCUCAGGAACAAGGCUCGUUGACGGUGGUCAGAUUCCUUGUAGUGCGAAAUACCUUGCUUCACCGAAUCCUGCAGCCUCAGUUUCGUUGCCCGCUGUGAUGGGGCAGCCAGGACCACGCCCACGGCGCCUGUCACGUAGUUCAAAUGUGGACUCCAUAAACAUAGUGACAUCCUCUCCUUGUCCAUCGUCUUCAGUAGACGUCGCUGGUGCUGCGGUGGACAAGAUCGCGAUGCUGUCAGCCUCGAAUUUCUAUGUGAGCGUCGCUUCUCCUGGCUAUAGUGAGGAUACGCAAAGUUUUGCCUCGACUCCUUCGGUCUCCGUCUCUGCCGCUUGCGGUGGCAACGUGUUGGACGCACUAAAUCCGACGAGCUCGCCUACGACCAAAGGAUACCAAAAUCUUGUAGGGAAAAACACACACACAGGGGCUGGAGGGAUAGUUGUACCAGUGCAAGUAGGUUCUUUGAAGUCGAACGGUCACCUCCCACACACGACCAAGGUGCAAACACUAAACUGUGAGUCGUCUGUCUUCAAGGAGGAUGCGAGCGGGGCACCGCACCGUGGGAGUGCCACACCCGGAGCAACAACUCCAGGCCACCAAGCGCGUGCUGUGAUGGGCGAAGCAAACGCACACGGGUCCUCCGGGCGAAAGAACAGGCCUCCAACACCUUCACGUGUUGAUGUCGGCCUUCCUCAGCAUAUUGCUGCAGCUCUAGCACAGCCGCUUUCUCGAAGGAGUUCGCCCUCGGGUUCGCCCCCACCGGGUUCUUUACCAAAUCACCCACAAAUGUUGAGCACUAGUCUACCUCGACGCCCAUCUACUUCUCCACCUCACAGUGCUGCCUUCAGUUCUUGUGGUCCACCGCCCAUUAUCGAAUUGCAUCCUGGAGCUGGUGCCGGAGAGCCGUCGACGUAUCCUCCGCCUUCGCCGAAUGCUGGUGGAAGUGCAGCUGUCCGUAUUGCGACGUCGAGCCGCUGCGAGAGAAAUGCAGCAGAAGAAUCGCCAACGGCCACGACUUCCAGCGGUGCACGAUCGACUACGCCUUCUUCACAAUGUGGCGGGCACAUGGUUACUGUACCUGACGGCUUCAAAAUCGCGCUUGUGCCAGUCACUGCAACUGUUUCAACAGGUGGGAAUUACACUGGAGUAGCAAGCGCCUCAUCGGAAGUCAGUCGAGCAGAUAGUCCGGCCUCGCCUUCUCCAUCCGGAGCUUAUUCAGCGGAAACGGCUGGAACUGUGGCAUCUACUUCAUCACCAGAAGACUCGUCUAGUGUUGUGGGCAAGAGCGGCCCUACGAAAGGAAAGUGGUCCACGAAGGGCCCUCCUUCGCCUGCAACUGCAAAGCGAGGUGACGCGAACGCUCAAAAAGGCAAGGGUAAGUCACCAUCGCCAGUGCCUGGUGGAAAGGGAAAAAAGUCUGCUCCUGCACCACCAGGGAAGGGAAAGCCGGCACCGCCCGCGAAAGGAGGCAAGCCAGCUCCACCCGGCGACAAGGGUGGAAAGAAGGGUGGGAAAAGCAAAAGCGGGGGGAAGACCUCAGGAAAAGGUAGCACAGGGACGAAAAAGCGGCCUGGAUUUCUGCCUCUUGGAAAACAGCUGUUCUGGACCGAUACUUCGACGGAAGCAACAGGCAGGAAAACUAUAUGGGAGUCAAGAAUAUCAGCCGAAAUUCGUGCGCAACUAAUGGAGGACGAGGAGACAUCUUCAGAUGAGACUACAGAAAAUGGAGACGGAUCAGCAAUAAAAGUCGGCAAAACAAAAGAAGGUCAACAUACAGCAGAGCAGACAAAGGCCGAAGAUGGUGCAUCUACAGAGACUGGCGCUGCUGGUGAUACAGCAAAGGCUGAGCAGCAGGCACGCGUCGGUAGCCUUGUCAUCGAGGGUGAAGACGAACCCAACAGGGGUGGUGAUACCUCAGGUAGCGCGCCUACCGAAGAAGACCGCGCUGAGACUUUGAAACGCACGUCGUCGAGCACUAAGCCGUUAGGUCGAAUAACGACUUCGGGCUCGGCAGAUAAAGGUGAUAACGUAUCAGCCUCAAACGGUGACAAUGGGCAAAUCGUCCCACGGGCGGUGUUCGGUCGCUCUGCAUCCAGCGGAGUUGUGUGUGAAAAAAUAUCGAUAGGCGGUUUACAACGUGCAGCCACGAUGCAGGAGUCGGCCACAUCAGAGUCCAUUUCUGGCGACGAAAACGACAAGCGCCGUGCACUAGAUAAGCGUUUGGCCGCACGCGAGAAGGCUCCCUUGCGGAGUGUAGGGAGUUUUGCGUCGGAACUCCAAAAAAAGUAUGGUUUUCGCGUGCGUUCGUCGAGCACCAAGAGCACAUCGGGCGCGCGCGAUGGCAGCAGUGGCACUGCAGGAAGUGGACAGCCUGGAGAUGAAAAUGGGCAAAACGGAGAUGCGAUCGGUAAAGGUGGUAAGCGUGCUGGGAAAAAACAGGACGAUGCGCCGCAGCCGUUUUUGUCGCGUGAUCGGCAUCUUGCUCUUUCUGUUUGUCUGGCGCGAUUGCCGCCAAAAGAUCGCGUCGUUGCCGAUUUGCUCAAGUGCCGGCCACUUCACAGGCUUCGGGACGUUGGUGCUGUAAGGGAGCUCAAAAGUCGGCAUUACGCACAGAAGUUUCAAGAAUCGAUGCGGGAUUUCGCCAGUCUCUCCUCUACAGACGACAGCACGCCGAAGAGCGAACAGUCGACUACCGUACAGAACACUGUCUUGUCUAAUGGGGCUCUGUCGCAGACAAGAAGUUGCUCAACGAUAUGUGAAGACAUGAGUGCCACGGAAACAGAUCUUCUCAAUAGAACGCAAAGGAAAGAAGCGAGAAAGAAGUCGGCAAGUGCUGGAGCCCUGGAGAGCAUGCUUCCGUCUGAUGUCAUUGUUAAGGAGUGCGCAAUUACUAGGACUCCUGCUGUGGCAGACCAUUUGCAAAACGAGCUGUCGGAGCUAGACGACGAUGAGGCGACGCCGAAUGAUGACGAGGCCCGCGGGUCGCGCACGGUCGCAGCUCUGGAUGACAAAGCGAAGAACGAACACGCCUCCGCAGUACAUACAACUCGUAGUGCUCUAGCCUUGUUGCCCCCGGCGGCAAGCCACCGGAGCGGCAGUUUAUCACGAGAGAGGCUGCGAGUCGGCUUUUUCGUUCGUUACGACAUGGAUGAGCUUGAAAACUAUAAGAAGUUGUUUCCGACCGACGAAGAGCAGAAGAAAAUACAAAAAAUUCCUGCGGAAAAGCUACACCUGCUUCACCCGAUGGAGCAGUUUAUGAUCAGCCUCGCGUCAAAAGUGAAACGUCCACGUGAGAGAAUACGCUUGAUGCAGUUCCAGCUCGACUCCUCCCUAUGCAGCGGGACCAAUUACCCCGCGCAAGCCGCGGCGCUGGAGAAGCGCUGUGCUCGCCUGAUGCAGAUAGGCCCAGUGUCUUCGUCCAAGACAAAAAAUGCAAAGUUGCUGGAGCCCCUUCGAGCUGCGAUAUUCUCGACUCCUGCCGCAAGCAUCGCAACGAGUGCAGCGAGUAGUCUGUCUGCUGCUUCCGUCCCUGUCUCUGUGAGUGGUGUAGCCAACGGAACACAGGGCACAUCGAUCACCGCCUUUCUUGCUAUGGAACCAGCAGCAUUCGACGCAGUUGCGCACGCAGACAGCAACCCAGGGGUAAUGAAGCUAGUCCGUGAGUUCUGCACUGAGGUUGCGGGCUUUGGGUCACUGGGCGCCGUACCUCCAGGCCUGACUGGUUACGCGCGUUGUUCUCAGAUUCCAGAGGAUCUUCGGGCUGAGAUGAAUGCAACAGGCACGCCUACCACAGCUUCGUCUAGAAGCAAAAAAGGCAAGCCCUAUCAAGAUUCGUUGAUGCGUGAGCUACUUGCGGUGGAAGCAGCGGUCUACCAGUGUCUGCAUAGCGAGUCUCUGCAAUCGGUACUGACGACAGUGCUUCUACUCGGGAAUUACGUUAACUACGGUGUCGAUCUCACAGCUGCGGUGUCUGGGAGAAGAUCGCGCAGUCGCGGCAGCGGUCGUUGCGUGUCCCGCGAAGGCAGCGGCUCGCUUUCUCGCUCAAACGGUACUCAAGAAGACGAGAACACAGACGAAGGUAAACCUGUAGAGGAGGUACAGGAAGAGCGACGGAAAGAGCGUUCCUCCACGGCACUUGAAGAUAAGGAUACCUCAAAUACAACCGAGAGUUUCUCCUCAGAGCAAGAAGAGGACGACGCGUUAGACGCAGUGCUUUACACGAAAGCCUUUUCAAUUGGGAGUCUGCGAAAGUUGAAAGAGAUGAAGAUUCAAGGUGAUAGAGGUGAAGUCGACCUUCUCACGGUUCUCGUGCAGCGACUUCCUCUCGAUACCAGCGAUAAACUGAAGGCGGAGCUGAGUCACGUGCUUGCAGUGGCGCAAAGCGUCGAUUUUGCUGACCUGAGGGAGAAAAUCAAAGUCGCCGGCGACGCUGUAUCCUUCGCGGCACGAGAAAUGCGGUAUCAGCAGCCUGCUGCAUCAGCACAAACCAGCCCCACUCCUGCUAAUACUGCAGCAAUGCCGUCACCGCUUGCCGAGCAGAAAACUGGAUCUGGGACCGUCAAGGAAACAGUUGUGCCUGGGUCAUCUCCUGUCGGACCUGCUGCUUCUCCUCCACCUGGUCGGAGUCCUUCAUCGGUACCGUUCUACGCACAUUACACUGUUUCAAAUUGCUACGAGUGUGUCACGCGUGGGGAGAUGCGACGCGCGCUGUUGACGAAUCAGUGGAACUACACUGAGCUGCUAGGCAAAUAUUUGACGCGGUAUUUCGCAGAGGACAAGGAGCCUUGUGAAAUGUUUCUCAAGACCUUGGCUGGUUUCCUGCGUGAGUUCGACGCAGUGGCGGUACGAUGUAGAAAGAUGUCUGAGAAACGACCGAAAACAACUACAAAAUUUCAAAGCAGCAGGCGUGCCACUGUGGACAAUUCGGCGGCUGGACAGGCGCGACGUGAGGCCGCUGCCAAGCAGAAUGGGCAAGUAUUAGGCAAACCACCCAAAGCGCGUCCAACAAGAUGAAGUCAUACCAUGAAACAUCUGGUCAAGCAGGCACUGCAUCUUCAUAUAAAUCCUGUUUUCACGGCUCUAUCCAAUUGGGUUUGCAACCCUUUCCUCCACUAUUUGCUCGCCUCGCUCCAUAUCCACAGAAAAUAUGCAUUUAGUUUUUAACUUCUUUGUACCUCUGCUUUCCACGACGCAUAACCAUAACAAACACGACACCACAACCGCCAUUCCGCUUCAUGACAAUAAUACACAACGUUCCGUCCCUUGAAUGAGCGUUUUUUUUGUGUACGGAAAUCAAAAUCAAUGACAGCCUAGACUUGAGAUUAAUUGUCUGCUGCUAGGGUAUAAUCACAGCAAUGCACCUCAAGAAGAUACUGUAGAGGCUUACAUUUGGAAUUAUCUUCACAUAACUAGUACUAGUUUCACCAUAGCUUUUCAAGUUCUACGUAGUCGUAGAUACUAUCUAUCAUCGUGUUGUUGCUUUUUGACUUCAUCUUUUCGAAUUUCUGCGAAGUAAUUUCUCUUUUUUCUCGUCCGCGGUUCGAAAUUGCCGAAAAGAUUGCUGAAAGAUUAGAGUUAUCAACCUUGCUUCCGUAGCAGAGGCCUAGAUGCUCCUCCGGGUGAUCAUCCGACUUGUCACUUUCUCACGCUCCAAAUUUCUCCCAGAUCUCUGUUGGGUCGUAGAUUUUUUAGCGUAUCUUCACUAAAGCGGGGCACGAUCGAAUCUCCUCCUUCGACUUUUCUUCCGCCUAAGAAUAAAUAGUAGAAGAUCGCAUUUCCAUUUCGCUUUUUCAUGAUAAUUCUUGUUCCGCU
Messenger RNA from Amoebophrya sp. A25, 7290 nucleotides. Lineage: Eukaryota; Dinophyceae; Syndiniales; Amoebophryaceae. The record is from the annotation of a GenBank genome assembly.